Molecule: messenger RNA, 2689 nt
Organism: Phodopus roborovskii (desert hamster)
Lineage: Eukaryota; Metazoa; Chordata; Mammalia; Rodentia; Cricetidae
Gene: Jph1
Product: junctophilin 1
Exons: 6
Coding region: 147-2132 (661 amino acids)
Cellular component (GO): junctional membrane complex; endoplasmic reticulum membrane; plasma membrane
Source: RefSeq, a predicted model, not a curated record
GGCGUCGGACUGGAGCCCAUCGGCGGUGCGAGCUGCCCGGGGCGCAGUCGUGAGCUCGCCCGCCGCGCCCCCACCGCUGAGCUACACCGUGCCGUGCCCAGCUCUGCCCGCGCCCCCGCGGCGAGCGCGCCGGGGCUGCCCCCCGAAUGACGGGCGGAAGGUUCGACUUCGACGAUGGCGGCACCUACUGCGGCGGCUGGGAGGAGGGCAAGGCGCACGGGCAUGGCAUCUGCACGGGGCCCAAGGGCCAGGGCGAGUACUCUGGCUCCUGGUCGCACGGCUUCGAGGUGGUCGGAGGCUACACCUGGCCCAGCGGCAACACCUACCAGGGCUACUGGGCGCAGGGCAAGCGGCACGGGCUGGGGGUGGAGACGAAGGGCAAGUGGAUGUACCGGGGGGAGUGGUCACACGGUUUCAAGGGGCGCUACGGGGUCCGGCAGAGCGUGUGCACGCCCGCCCGCUACGAGGGGACCUGGAGUAACGGGCUGCAGGACGGGUACGGCGUGGAGACCUACGGGGACGGAGGUACCUACCAGGGCCAGUGGGCUGGAGGCAUGCGGCAUGGCUACGGCGUGCGCCAGAGCGUGCCAUAUGGCAUGGCCACGGUGAUCCGCUCCCCGCUACGUACUUCACUGGCCUCGCUGCGCAGCGAGCAGAGCAAUGGUAGCGUGCUACACGAUGCUGCCGCAGCCGCUGCAGACAACCCGGCUGGCACCAGAGGUGGCUUCGUGCUCAACUUCCACGCAGACACGGAGCUGGGCAAAAAGAAGGGUGGCCUCUUCCGACGGGGCUCCCUGCUUGGCAGCAUGAAACUCCGCAAGUCCGAAUCCAAGUCUUCCAUCUCCAGCAAGCGCAGCUCGGUCCGCAGCGAUGCAGCCAUGAGCCGAAUCAGUUCCAGUGACGCCAACUCCACCAUCAGCUUCGGUGACGUCGACUGUGAUUUCUGCGCUCUGGAAGAUCACGUGGACGCCACCACCACGGAAACCUACAUGGGCGAGUGGAAGAGCGACAAGCGGAAUGGCUUCGGCAUCAGCGAGCGCUCCAAUGGCAUGAAGUACGAAGGCGAGUGGGCCAAUAACAAGAGGCAUGGGUACGGCUGCACCGUCUUUCCCGAUGGCUCCAAGGAAGAGGGAAAAUACAAAAAUAAUAUCCUAGUCCGUGGAAUAAGGAAGCAGCUUAUACCAAUAAGAAACACAAAAACUAGGGAGAAGGUGGAUAGAGCGAUUGAAGGCGCACAGAGGGCUGCCGCCUUGGCCAGAACCAAAGUGGAAAUAGCUAACUCAAGGACUGCACACGCCAGAGCGAAAGCUGACGCUGCUGACCAGGCUGCACUGGCUGCCCGCCAGGAGUGCGAUAUCGCAAGAGCCGUGGCCCGAGAACUGUCGCCUGAUUUCUACCAACCAGGCCCUGAUUAUAUCAAGCAAAGAUUUCAGGAAGGGGUAGAUGUUAAAGAAAAUCCAGAAGAAAAGGCACCAGAAAAGCCACCAUCGCCAAAGGAAUCCCCACAUUUUUAUCGCAAAGGCACGACACCCCCCAGGUCUCCUGAGGCAAGUCCCAAACAGAGCCACUCCCCACAACCUCCCUCCCCGAAGCCCACGAAGAAACAAAACCCCGGCUCAGGGGCAAGACUCAGUCAAGAUAAACGGAGCGUGACUGAGGAGCAGGUGACAGCCAUUGUCAAUAAGCCCUUGACGUCAAAGGCUCCUUCCAAGGAACUCGGAGCAACAGUGUCCAAGUACUCUGGCCGCCACCAUGUUCCCAACCCCAGCAACGGGGAGCUGCACUCUCAGUAUCACGGCUACUAUGUGAAACUGAACACGCCCCAGCAUCCUCCAGAAGAUGGGGAGGAUGACCUCCAUGGAGCCAACCAGCCUUCCUCAGCACUGGUAUACAGGCCCUCGCCCAACAAGUGGAGUUCCCCUAGAUCUGUGACAAAAUCAGCUGCCAAAGAAAGCAGAGCUGAGCCAAAAGCCAAGAAGUCUGAACUUGCUAUACCAAAGAAUCCUGCAAGCAGUGAUCCCUGCCCUCCUUCGGAAAAAGAAGCCAAUUCAGGCCCUAAUUCCGUCAUGAUUGUCCUGGUCAUGCUGUUGAACAUCGGGUUGGCCAUUCUUUUUGUUCACUUUCUGACUUGAUUGGAAUUAGGAAAGCCCUAUCCGGUGAAGUUCUUGGCAUUGGCUGCUCCAUCUGUCCUAGCAGAGUGCGACUAAACUGGAAACGUAUGGACCGGCAACUUUUUUUUUUCUUCUUCUUGAUGGAAGUCAACAGCUGCCUUACUAUUUUACCAUCUGACGUUUUUAGUAGGGAGCUGGGGAGAGAAGACUGGCCAAGGAAUGCGGGCCGAGGAUUGUGUUGCGGUGGGCGCGGUUCCAACAUUCACUGCUAUCUCAUUAGAAGAAGUAGGCGGUGGUAGCGUCACUCAGCGGUCUUCUGCAGUGACCUGCUGCUUUUAACGUCUCCUGGAAUGUUCUGGGGGGGAAAGUUACAUUUGCUUGUGCACGACUCUGCUCAUGUUUGCCGUUUAUUUAAAUAGGAUGUAUAAGUCAUCUUCCACCUGCAGUCCUGGCCGGACGAAAACACACAGGUUGCAUCUCAAGGAAAAGUAACAAAAAAAAAAAAAAAAAAAAAAAAAUAGCGCUGUUUAUUUUGAUAGCAAUACGUCAUCUUUGUGUUGUUUAUUCUUUCUACGCCA